AUGGCUGCCUUCACCAAACUUCUCCCUCUCAUUGCGAUCGUGCUCUGUCAGAGCCUUUCGGGAGUUCUCUCCACGCCAGUUCCUGGUGCCGCCAAACGGGCACAGGAAUGUGAGUCGAUCGAAGUUCGAAGAGAAUGGCGUGAUUUGACAGUGGAAGAGCGAUUGGACUAUCUUCGUGCCGUGAAGUGCUUGCAAUCGACGCCUGCCACCAACACUACCCCACGUGAAGGCAUCGUGUCGAGAUACGAUCAGUUCCAAGCGGCCCAUUUCGACCUUGCCAUGCAGGUGCACGCUGUCGGCCACUUCUUGCCAUGGCACCGUCACUUCGUCACCCUGUACCACAACGCUUUGAAGGAAGACUGUGGGUAUAAGGGACCGGCAACGUUCAAGGACUCGCCCGUUUUCGACGAUGUUACCGGUUUCGGUGGAAACGGUGUACCAGGUACCGCCAAACCCGUCGCCCCACCUCCCAACCCAGGCAUGCCAUCCCUUCCCGGCCUCCCCGGCGGCCCCACCGCCCCCGAAGGCUGCGUCCAAACCGGGCCCUUCAAAGACCACAUCGUCAAUUUCGGACCUGGCGUGACGACCAAGACCCCUGGAUGCCUCAUUCGAGGUAUCUUUGAGGACGUCAGAAACAAUGUGAACAGCACCAGCCUCGCUGUCCAACUCUCCCAGAAGAACUUUGAGGAUUUCCGUAACUUUAUUGAGAUCCAGGGUCCCCCGCUUGCGGUUGGUGCUGGUCUGCACUGGGCAGGACAUGCUAUCGUCGGUGGAAUGAUGAUGGACGGGUACGCUGCUCCUGGUGACCCUCUAUUCUACCUGCACCACGGGAACCUCGACCGCGUCUGGUGGAAGUGGCAGAUGAUGGAUCCCGAGAACCGCCUCUACCAGAUUUCUGGCCCUGCCACGAUCUUCCCACCCAGGAGGAACGUGACGCUCGACUUCCAACUCCCAUUCGCUACGAUUGCGGAGCCGCUCGCCGUUAGGGAGGUUAUGGACUCGAGAGCCUACCCCGGCUGCUUCACCUACGCCGAUUAG
Coprinopsis cinerea okayama7#130 is the source of this 1038-nucleotide messenger RNA. RefSeq lists its product as hypothetical. Lineage: Eukaryota; Fungi; Basidiomycota; Agaricomycetes; Agaricales; Psathyrellaceae. The record is from RefSeq and is a predicted model, not a curated record. Gene Ontology annotation, molecular function: oxidoreductase activity. Bases 1 to 1038 code for a protein of 345 amino acids. The transcript has 5 exons.